Molecule: messenger RNA, 2605 nt
Organism: Oryctolagus cuniculus (rabbit)
Lineage: Eukaryota; Metazoa; Chordata; Mammalia; Lagomorpha; Leporidae
Source: RefSeq, a predicted model, not a curated record
AACGGCGGUUUGACCUGGAGUGAUGAUGCGGACGGAGGCCGGGGAAGAGAGAUCUCCCGGGACUUUGCCAAGCUGUAUGAGCUGGACGGUGACCCCGAAAGGAGAGAGUUCCUGGAUGACCUCUUCAUCUUCAUGCAGAAGAGGGGGACCCCCAUCAACCGGAUCCCCAUCAUGGCCAAGCAGACGCUGGACCUGUACAUGCUGUACAAGCUGGUGACGGAGAAGGGCGGCCUGGUGGAGAUCAUCAACCGCAAGAUCUGGCGCGAGAUCACCAAGGGCCUGAACCUGCCCACCUCCAUCACCAGCGCCGCCUUCACGCUGCGCACCCAGUACAUGAAGUACCUCUACGCCUACGAGUGUGAGAAGAAGGCCUUGAGCUCCCCUGCCGAGCUGCAGGCAGCCAUCGACGGCAACCGGAGGGAGGGCCGGCGGCCCAGCUACAGCUCCCCCCUCUUCGGCUACUCGCCAUCUGCCGCCCCUGCUGCCGGAGCCCCUGCCCUGCUCACCCCACCCAAGAUCCGCUUCCCCCUCCUCGGGCUGGGCUCCAGCAGCGGCCCCCACACCGGCGGCUCGCGGGCGGCCCCGGCCAGCGCGCUCAGGAAAGGUGACACCGCGCCCGUGCCGAAUCGCCUGGCUGCGCCCGGGGCCUUGGCCGGCCAGGGUGCCGGCCCCCGCACAGCCACGCUGGAGCAGCUGCGGGAGCGGCUGGGCUCGGGGGAGCCCCCCGAGAAGAAGGCGGCGAGGCUGUCGGAGGAGGAGCAGCGCCUGGUGCAGCAGGCCCUCCAGCGCGGCUGCCUCGGUGCGGCGCGGCCGCUGCCCGUGAGGAUCAGGAUCAACGGCAGGGAGGACAGAGCCGAGGCCUCGGCUGCCGCGCUGAACCUGACCACCAGCGGCAUCGGGAGCAUCCACAUGUCGGUGGACAUCGACGGCACCACCUAUGCAGGUGUGCUCUUUGCCCAGAAGCCCGUGGUCCACCUCCUCGCCGGGGCGGCGCCCCAGGGCGGCAGCGGCGGCGGCGGCGGCAGCUCCUCGCACUGCUCGCCCAGCCCUACCUCAUCUCGGGGCACGCCCGGCGCCGAGCCCUCCACCAGCUGGUCCGUCUGACGCGGCCCGGCCGCCCCGCGCGCCGCGGGGAGCGGAGGGCGCGUGCACAGCUUACCUCAUCUGCGGGCCCAGUCCUCUGCGCCCGGCGCCCGGGGCCUGCUGCACUCGGGGCCGGGAGGGCGGGGCGGGGCGCCGUGGUCCAAUCAGGGAUUGUCCUGGAGAGUGGGCGGGGUCUGGGCGGCCACCUCCCUUCGGGGCACAGUAGCGACAAUCUGUAGCCGACUCUGGCUGGCGGCCUCCAUCCCCUCCCCCUUUAAUUUAUUUCCCUGGUCGCCUCCUGCUCGGACCCCAGGAGGAAGUCCCCCGGGCUCUUCUGCCGAGCCCACCUUGCCUGCUGUCGGGUUCCCGGGUGUGGGCCCCUCACGCGAGUCUGGAAUCAGUCCUCAGGGCCCCGAAGCCCCCCUCCCCCGUGAUGGUCCCAGUGAAGACCCCCACCCCCCACCCCCCUGCAGCGGCCCGGCCCCCAGCCCCACGUCCGGGCUCAUUGAAAUACCUCAGAUUUGUAACUGUCUGAUUCUUCAGGAAGUAUUUGCAUCUCUGAAAUCUUUUAUAUGUGUUUUGCUGACUUCUGUUUUUUUAUUUUUAAAUUUUUAUUGUCGUCGUCAUCGUCUUUGUCCUUGUUGUAGCACCAAAGAAACGAAACCAGAUCGCACCCGAAGCCAAGCAGGCGUCUGCUGGCCCGGCCCUCGGGGCAGCCAGCGGGGCCACUCAGGGAUCCCCGCUCGGGGACGGUCCCGCGCCGGUACCACCCCCGCUCCCGCCACGCACGCCCUCAGGUCCGGGGGGGAGGCCUGGCCCAGGCAGCCCCCAGUGGGGCAGGGAGCUCCCUGUUGGCCACAGGAGGGCUCAGCUCUGUCCAGCGUGCCCCUCCCCGCCCACUGUGACGCCUCACCGGUGCCCCGCGGCGCUGCCUGGCCGCAGCCUCUGCCUUCCCCUCCGCGUCCACACACAUGCACACGCCACCUGCACACCUGCACGCACACUGCUGUCCCCUGCACUCAGCACACACACGUUCCGCGUACAGCUGCGGCCGUUCAGCCGUGCACACACACCCCGCACCGGCCAGCAGGCCGGCCUGGCGGGCUCGGGGGCGUGCACGGGUCGCGAGGAGCCCCGCCGCUGGCGCCGGGCGCUCUGGGGCGACUCAGGCUCUCGGCCGGUGCGUUCUUCUCAGGGCUUUGGUCACGAAGGAAGGGCUCUUCCCACCCAGAGGCCGCGGCGCCCCUGGUCCCGGACCUCUCCCCCGCCUCGGGGAGCCCUCGCUUUGCUCAAGGCCAACAGCAGGGGCUCAGCCAGAACGCCGAGCCUGGGGCGCCCUCCCUUCCCCUCCCCUCCCCUGCCCUCCCCUCCCCCCCCCUCCGUCCUGCGUGGACUCCAAGCAGGACCGUGGUAGCACAGGGAUAGCCUAGGCAGCAGGAGAUACCUCACGUCCUCUGUGUUGUGGUUUCUAUCUGACGUGUUCUCGAAUGUUUGUAUUUCAAUAAACCUCUACCUCUUCGCA